AAUCUGACCUACCAAAUGUUCCUCAUAUUCGAUGUUCAUCUAUUGCUGCAGAAAAAAUCCAAGAUGACCUCCUCUCGCAGAAUGCAUCUGAAGAGCUUGCUGCUCUCACUUGCCAAAGCUGCGAUUGAGAAGGAAGAUGCAGAUCGGAUAGUGGAGAAGGAGAGGUACAUGGCAGAACAUUGUCAAGCUCUUCAAGUUCAUGGGAUUUCAAUGGCAGAAUUACAGGAUCUAUGCAAAAAAAUUCAUGCACGGAUAGAUGCGGCUGAUGAGGAGAGAUAUGACCUGCAAACCAGAGUUAAUAAGACUGCCAAAGAGAUUGAUGACCUGAACCUGAAAGUCUUUGACCUGAAGGGCAAAUUUAAGAGACCACCCCUCAAGAGAGUGCGUAUGUCGGCUGAUGCCAUGCUGCGUGCUCUGCUGGGCUCCAAACACAAGGUGUCCAUGGACUUGAGAGCCAACCUGAAGCAAGUGAAGAAAGAGGACACUGAGAAGGAGAAGGAUCUGCGGGAUGUUGGAGACUGGCGGAAGAACAUUGAGGAGAAGGCUGGAAUGGAAGGCAGAAAGAAGAUGUUUGAGGGUGCUGAAUAAAACAUGUCUCUAUAAAAACCAAAUACUGCAUUACAUCUAAUGUUUGUAAUAAAAUGUGUGUAGGUCAGUCUUGUUCUCAUUGGUAUUAGAAAUAUUUUGUGCUGAUUUAGUUAAUUUCAUUUAGAAUAAAUGAAUAAUAUAACAGUUGCAAUGAACAGGUCAGGAUGCAUUUGAGCUUAAUCCAUCUUCUUACUGCUUGACAUCAGGCCACAAUCUAUUGUAGCAAGAAAUGAGCGUUAUUUAGACUUGCCUUUGCCCACUUGAUAUGUUGAAUCACAAGUUGCUAAAGGAACAAUAUGGUAGUGAAUGAAAGGAGGAACUAAGACUUGGACAAACAACAGGAAUUCUGCAGAUGCUGGUAAUUCAAGCAACACACAUCAAAGUUGCUGGUGAACGCAGCAGGCCAGGCAGCAUCUCUAGGAAGAGGUACAGUCGACGUUUCAGGCCGAGAC
Mobula hypostoma (lesser devil ray) is the source of this 1040-nucleotide messenger RNA. RefSeq names its product troponin I, fast skeletal muscle-like. NCBI's taxonomy places the organism in Eukaryota, Metazoa, Chordata, Chondrichthyes, Myliobatiformes, Myliobatidae. Bases 16 to 588 code for a protein of 190 amino acids. Gene Ontology annotation, cellular component: troponin complex. Gene Ontology annotation, biological process: skeletal muscle contraction; cardiac muscle contraction. The record is from RefSeq and is a predicted model, not a curated record. The transcript has 5 exons.